AUGCCAGUGACAUCGUCUGCAACGCCUCCCAGAGCCAGACAGAGAGGCCAAGAGCCGCACCCAAGCGUCAAAUUACGGCCAGCAUUCACAGCCGCCGACAAACAGCUAGGGGCAAUCCCAGCCAACAUGGGUAAAUCCCGGACCGACCUACCCGGCAGAGACGACGUACGGCCCACUCCAUGCUUUGGCCGUGUCACUGGGCAAAGCAGCCCCGCACAGUCCGCGGUCCAGCAACUCGGCCCAGUCCACACUGUGGCCGUCCAGACCCGUCCCAGCCCAAGCAACUCGACCGCUGCUUCAUCACAGCAAUACGACCGUUUCACCAUUACACAUGUCGUUAUUGCCGUCAGGCUCCCAUCUUCAGUACGGUUUGGCCAUUCUAACUACAACCCAUACGAACCCCGGUCAAACCUAAGGCGCAUAUCUGGUACCACCCAGCUCGGUCGCAACGGCCAAACCCCCCGUUCAAGUGGCCCAGCAGGUAAGGCCGCAGAUCGAGGGGCAACAAGUUCCACGGCUAGUCGCGGCCAAGUAAGAUGCGCCCCCUCAGGGGCUUCGAUUCGAAGACGUUGGGCGAAUGAUUGA
This is a messenger RNA of Prunus armeniaca (apricot), 585 nucleotides long. NCBI's taxonomy places the organism in Eukaryota, Viridiplantae, Streptophyta, Magnoliopsida, Rosales, Rosaceae. The record is from the annotation of a GenBank genome assembly.